Carcharodon carcharias (great white shark) is the source of this 3625-nucleotide messenger RNA. Its product is annotated as E3 ubiquitin-protein ligase MSL2-like. Gene Ontology annotation, cellular component: MSL complex. The transcript is spliced from 2 exons. Lineage: Eukaryota; Metazoa; Chordata; Chondrichthyes; Lamniformes; Lamnidae. The record is from RefSeq and is a predicted model, not a curated record. Gene Ontology annotation, molecular function: ubiquitin protein ligase activity. Bases 11 to 1180 code for a protein of 389 amino acids.
UUCUCGCCAUAUGGCGGUGAUGAAUCCGGUCAUCGCCACUGAGAUUUACAUCGCCGUCUGCCGCUGCGCGAUGUUGCUGUCGGCGAGGAGCGGCGCCGAGGUGGAGCAGGUGCAGGCGGAUCUGUGUCGGUUGCUGCCCUACCUGCGCCAGUCGCUUUCCUGCGUCGUGUGUGGUAACCUACUGAAAAAUCCAGUUGGUCCAAAAAAGUCAGCCUGCCAACAUUUUGUAUGUAAAAGUUGUACAGGGCAGAAAAUGCAAAUGAAGCCUUCCUGCAGUUGGUGCAAAGACUAUGGAACAUUUGUGGAAAAUGAGCAACUUCAUAUUCUUCUAACUUGUUAUAAGAAACUUUGUGACUACAUAGCUAGCUGUGCCAUAUUGGAGAAUAUUUCAGAAAAAUACACCUCACCAGUUAACCUAAAUAUUUUGUUGGAAGAGGCCAUGAUGUUGGUUCAUGGUGAAAUGGAGUCCAGUGUGUUGUGUUGCACAGAUAAAGCUAUGAAAAUAAUAAAUAAAUUGACUCCACUCCAGGUUGUACAAGUACAGGUGGUGCAAAAAUCUUUUGCCUCCAAUCAACCAACUGAUCUUGCUGAUGCCAAUAUAAAAGACAGGAAGAAAGUGGCUAGUGUCUUUAGUAGAAAGAUUUGCAAACAAAGUAUGUCACAGACAAAUGAUGGAUGUAGUAUGAAGAAUACUGAGGAUAAACGUAUAAUUCAAGCAUCCACUGAGCAGAUUCCUGUAUCUCACAUACCACCAUCUGACAAAAGUUCCUUCAACUUGAACAAGCCUACUGACAACAGACACAGCAGUGUCGCUGAAAGGUUGAAGAAUAUGGUGAAAAGUUACAAUGCUAAGUACAAAACUGUAAAGAGGUUAGGCAAUCAAGAAUGUGCUAGUUCAGUGAAAUCUAUGUGCAAAAAGUCAAAAGGGAAACCUGGGUGUAAAUGUGGCCGUGCAGCAUGUGCCCCCAGCGUUCUCACUUGCAGGGGACAGAGGUGCCCUUGUUAUGCGAAUCGUAGGUCUUGUCUAGACUGUAUCUGCUGUGGAUGUAACAAUUCCUACAUGGAAAAUGGUACAAAGAAAUUAGAGUCCUUUGCAGUUCCAGAGAUAGCUCAUAAGCAGAGCAGAUUAUUGAAGAGUGUUGGUAGUUCAGUUCCAAUAGGCCAUGCAAAACAAAUGUAAUUUUAAAUAAUGAAUAUGUUACCAUAAGUUAUCAAACAGUUGUGCAAGUCUUGAAAGGUUUCAAUUUGGUUUCAAAAAGGACAGCCAAAAUUUUGAAUGCACCUAGAGAGCAAACAGUUUUGUACUGUAACCUUGUUAAGUGAUUUAUUAUUGUCAUCUUGGUUUGAAGAAUUUCUGCUACCCUUUUCUAUGGUCUAGUACACAAUCCUUACCCUUUCUCCCAUUCCAGAACAGCUUGCUGAUUUUUUAAAAUAAUAGAAGGAAGCAGAAUUGUUUCCUUGACAAAGAGAACUUGAUGGCUUUUGUUCAACUCCUCAGAUGAAGCUUCAUUCAAUAUGGAGAAGGGUAAACUAAAGAAGAACAGAGGUAAACAGGAAAUUUGGGGAAAUCAAAUAAAAAUAUAAUGACAGAUAUGGGUAAUGGAAUGAGAAAACAGAAGUAAUUUGUACAACAAAGGCUAAAGAUUUUCUAUAUUAAAAUGGAACACAUGCAAAAUCUGGCAGUUUCGAUAUACCAUCAUCCUGUUACUUUAGAAGGAUGGACCCACUUGCCAAUAUACUUGAGUUAACCAAUUUGGUGAAAUUCUUUUGCAAGACAGUCCUAGUACCAAUGUACAGUGUACUUUAAGAAUGAAAAAAUCUUUAAAAAAAAGGUUUGAAAAAUUCUAAGGGAAGUUUAGAAUUGUUCUGUUUUUCACAAAUAUUUGCUCUAACCCUCCUGAAACUAUGAUGUGUUAUUGGUCAUUUACAUAUGAGUGCUCCCAUCUUUGGAGUAGGUUCUACUGUUGUGAAAAUUAUGGUGUUCUGUUGCAUACAAGAGGAAUUUUCAUCUUUAGGUAUCCAUUUAAAAUCAACCAAAGAAAAGUAAAUUAAUUUUAGAGUCACUUUUGACAUUUUUCAGGAGGAUCUUGCUAAUAGGUAACAUCUUCUGUUUACUUUGUGCGCUUUUGAACAACAAUAGAAACUUCAGGUUUUUAAAGUAAUCCAGUUGUGUUUUGUUUAUAUAAAAAUAAACCUUUUCAAAAAACAGUGAAGGAGAGUAAAGAGGUGUAAGGGUUUUCAAGACUGAUGCAUUGAUAUUAUAAUUUUGAUGUUAAAAUAAUGCCAGUAUACUGAUGUAGUUUAAGACCUUAUGACCAAAUUAGUGUGGUAAAACUGCUGAAGCCAAAAUAUCAAACUACCUCCAGUGAAACCUAUAAAAAUAGGUCGUCCGAUGCUCAAGUAGCUCUUUGGCUCCGAUUUAACAGGUGAAGCUCCUAAACGACCCAUAAUUUGAUGUGUAUCAUGUCACACAAAUUCAUAUUACUUCCAAGAUGUUCCAGUUUUCUUGAAAACUUGUACACUCUUGCAUGCAAAUUCACAUUUUUAUACUUGUUCAUUUGCAGCAUUCUUUAAGGUCUUGAGUUUACAGUAAGGUUACUGCUAUAGACAUUUAUGAUCCUUUCAGUGGUAAACAUGAAGCAGAAAAGCUCGGGUUUUAAUCAUUCAGAUUCCCCAGAAUCUCAAUUAGUAUAUCUUCUGAGCCAAUAAUUUUCAAAAACAUUUUAAGAAAAAGAGCUUAGAAGUUCCGUUGUGUAACUUUUUUAAAAAAAAGUAGUGAUACCAACAGUCCCUUUUGAAACUUCUGUUUUUCUUUGCCUGCCUCAGUGUUUUUUUGUUAGGAGAGGUUAAUUUUUAUAAUUAUCAACACUGCUGGAGUUAUUGAACUUCCUCAUAUAAAGGAAUUGAACUAAUAGGGAUGCCACAUUAAUACAGUGAGUGCUUCAGCUACAGUCUCACCUAAAAUUUGUAAAUCAGUUCAUCAUCUUGACGCAUUAUCAUAGAUGUUAGCAUGUAAGUCAACCUUUGAGGCCUCGAAAAAUCCCUCCAAAAAUGGGGGUUGGCUUAUACACCCAGUAAAAAAUGGUAAAUGGUGGUUGUAGGUGAUUGGCAUUUUGAAAUGUCAUCAGUGGAAUGGGCGUAUCAAAUUCCUGUGCUUCUUCACAACGCAGCCUGUAAAUCCUGCUUAAUCCCUUGCAACACAGUUAUCAGGUGCUGGUAAGUAAAAUUUGUGUUUGUGGGUGAAAAAUUAAAUCUGACUACUAAUCCAAGUAUCGCAUGUUGUGGCUGAAAAGAUGGUCAACUUAUAUGCUGAACAUAUGUUAAAAACAUUAUUUUUGAGUCUGCAGAAAUGGGUCAUUUUAUAUGCCGGGUCGACUUACACUCUGUGGUUUAUGGUAGUUUUGAUUAUUCCUUCAAGCCAAUUCCUUUCAAUGAUUUUUUCCAAUUUUCAAAACCCAUUGAAAGGAAAUCAGCAAAGAGAGGUGAAAGAAUGCUGAAGCUGAAUGUAGUUCUUUCCAACUUCUGGAUUUUUGAAAGGGUUCUGAUGAGAUUUCCUCUAUGAAUUUAUCUGAUGCAAAAUAAGUUGUUGAACCUUAUUGACAGCAAUAAAACAUCUGUUUCAAUG